Molecule: messenger RNA, 10596 nt
Organism: Girardinichthys multiradiatus
Lineage: Eukaryota; Metazoa; Chordata; Actinopteri; Cyprinodontiformes; Goodeidae
Product: ankyrin repeat and BTB/POZ domain-containing protein BTBD11-A
Exons: 17
Coding region: 1755-4838 (1027 amino acids)
Cellular component (GO): nucleosome
Molecular function (GO): DNA binding; protein heterodimerization activity; structural constituent of chromatin
Source: RefSeq, a predicted model, not a curated record
AUGAAUUUGAAAUGGAUUUAUUUAAUGCAAACAAAUAAGAAUACCACGAAUAAAACAAACUGUUAGAAUUAAGGUAAGUUAGUAAAAUUCGCGCCUUUCACAGACAUGAAAUCACAAAGUGCUGUACAACAUAAAUCCCAUUUAAGUUAUUCAUAGUAUAAAAACAAGUGUAAAAAAUCACAAGUCAUGACAAAAAAGCCUAGUGAAACAAAAUAGCUUUCAAAUGGUUUUUAAAACAUCCACAGAGUCAGCAAAGCAAAACGUCAGGGCCAAACUGUUCUACCGUUUAGGAGCCACAGACUGAGAGACCCCGACCUUCUUAGUUUUCAGCCGUUUUCGAAGAACAACCAGGAGGUUCUGGCCCUGGGAUCGAAGGCUACGAGCAGCAGCAUGUUGGGUCAAAAGCCAACACAAAUAACUGGGAGCCAUUUAGAGGCCUUUAAGGUUAAACAAGUACCUUAAAGCAAAUUCCAAAAUCCAUCUGGCGCCAGUUUAGAGAGAAUAAGACCUGGGUGAUAUGAGAGGAGGAGUACUUCUCUGUCCUGAUGCAGAAUGUCCUAUCAGGCAGACAAGAAGUAAACCAGUCCAAUGAAAAGCCAGAAACAACAGCAAAAUACAGAGACUGAACAAAUAGAGGGGCAAAUACUUCUAAUGACUACGUAGAGUGUUUCAUCUCUCCAUUUAAAGAAGUCAAUGACUCCGAACACUGAGACUCAUCUUCAAAUUGAUUUGACUAAUUAAAAUUAACUUGAGAACAGUUACCAUACAAAUGGGGUAGAAUUUAACUAAUGCUGUUGAUGAAAAUAGAUUUUGAAAACUGGUAGAAAGUCAAGAAAAACGGUUAAAUUGUGUCCUAGCCGAUAAAUUUACACAGUUUAUAUAAGGAAAUAUUGAUUCAAAGCUAAACAAAAUCUAAACUGCUUGACUGUAAUUAUUAUUGAAGAUUACGUUUACACAAUAAUAUGCUUGAGUAAAUGUCUUAAAUUUAAUUACAUUCAAAAUGAUAUACCGUACUGUAAAGUGUAAAGGAUUUAAAAACGAUAAUUACAGCCUAGUAAUUGAUUUGACAAAUUAAUUAAUUAAUCUUAUUGUUUACAGAAUUUAAUAUUUAAUAUGAAGAAAAUCUGGCAAAUGUAUUUAACUGUGGUUUAGCUGUAUAAGCCAACCAAAAACAUUUUUGAAAUCUGCUUUUUAUUAACUUAUCUUGUUUUUGUGCAUUGUUGGCUUUUGUGAAGCACUUUGCAAUUUUAUAUCUCGAAAUAAUUCACUGUAUGUACAUUUUUAAGCGCAUUUCAUUGGUUAAACUAUAACAACUUGUUUUAACAGUGCAGUUUUUUCCACUCUGUAUCCGCAGAAGGAAACUUCACUCCAGCUACGUGUCUCUCCUGUUGUAAGGAGUCGUGCUCCAGCGGCACCAGGUGCUGAGACGCAGCAGGUAGCUCGUCUGCGUCACUCACAGCUGAACGCAGACGCUGAUUGGCUCGGUUUGAGCUCCGCGGGGUGUCCGGGCUCCUCCUCUCCAUCAGAGUUCAGCCUGCCUGCCUGCGUGCUUCCAUGCUUUGCGCUUGUUGCGGGGUUUGUGCGCUCUUCUUGGACAGACACGCCGAUGAGAAAGAGAAGUUGUAAGCAAGGAGAUCGAGGAGAGAAAAGCCCAACUUCUGGCUGUUUUUAUUGGUCACACUGACAGGGAAUGAGGCACCAGGACGAGUUUUAACUGAGAGAACCAAGGAUACCCAACAUUAUGCAGUACAAUUAUGGCAGGCAAGGAUAAGACAGUCGUGAGGACGCUGGAGGAUUUAACGCUUGAUUCUGGUUAUGGUGGAGCCGCGGACUCGGUCAGGUCGUCCAGCGUGUCGCUGUGCUGCUCCGACACGCACCCGUCCUUCUCGCAUGGGGGCAACUGCUGGCAUCUGACGGAAUCCAUGCACAGCAGACACAACAGUUUGGACACGGUCAACACCGUCCUGGCGGAGGACACGGAGAUCCUGGAGUGUGCGGGACACUGCGCAAAGCUGCCCGAGCUGGAGGAGGUGCCGUGGAGCCUCGGAGAGGUGGAGGGCGCAUUGAGGAAGGACGAGGAACUGAUGGUGGGGAACCCGUCUCCGGAGGUCUUGGCGCGGCUGUCCGCCCUCAUCAGCCGGGCGCUGGUGAGGAUGGCCCGGGAGGCGCAGCGGCUCAGCCUACGCUACGCCAAAUGCACCAAACAUGAGAUUCAGAGCGCCAUCAAGGUGGUGCUCUCAUGGACCAUCUCGGUAAACUGCAUCACUGCAGCUCUCAGCGCGCUUUCCCUCUACAACAUGUCCACCGCCGGAGACAAGUUCAGCCGCGGCAAGUCUGCGCGCUGCGGCUUGGUGUUCUCUGUGGGGAGGUUCUUCAGGUGGAUGGUGGACAGCCGGGUGGCCCUGAGAAUACACGAGCACGCCGCAAUUUACUUGUGCGCCUGCAUGGAGAGCCUUUUCAGGGAGGUGUUUGGCCGCGUCCUGCGCAGCGCGCUGCUGGAGAGGGACAACGGCGUCCCCAAGUUCACCCUGGAGACCAUGGAGCAAGCAAUAAACAGCGACUCGGAGAUCUGGGGUCUGCUGCAGCCCUACCAGCACCUGAUCUGCGGCAAGAAUUCAAGCGGUGUGCUGAGCCUGCCAGAAAGUUUGAACCUGCACCGAGACCAGCAGCGCUCCGGGAGAGGCAGCGAGGGUCAUGGAUACACCCAAGCCGAGCUACGUACGCUCGAACAAUCGCUGCUGGCGACUCGAGUGGGCAGCAUCGCAGAGCUCAGUGAUUUGGUGUCCCGGGCCAUGCAUCACCUGCAGCCAUUACAUAUCAAGAACCCCAGCAAUGGUACACCGGUCCACCAGAAGACCACCACCACGGUUCACUGGGAACCCGAAGCCCUCUAUACCCUGUGUUACUUCAUGCACUGCCCGCAGAUGGAGUGGGAGAACCCCAAUGUGGAGCCGUCCAAAGUCGCCUUACAAACUGAGAGGCCGUUCUUGGUUCUGCCUCCGCUGAUGGAGUGGAUCCGGGUGGCUGUCACCCACACUGAACACAGACGGAGCUUCUCCGUGGACAGCGACGAUGUGAGACAGGCUGCCAGGCUGCUGCUGCCUGGUGUGGACUGUGAACCACGGCAGAUAAAAGCCGAAGAUUGUUUCUGCGCCACCCGGAAGCUGGAUGCAACCUCCACGGAGGCCAAGUUCCUGCAGGAUCUGGGCUUCAGGAUGCUGAACUGUGGACGGACGGACCUGGUCAAGCAGGCCGUAAACCUGCUGGGCCCCGACGGCAUUAACAGCAUGAGCGAGCAGGGAAUGACACCUCUCAUGUACGCCUGCGUGCGAGGUGACGAGGCAAUGGUCCAGAUGCUGCUGGACGCCGGAGCGAACAUCAAUAGCGAGGUGCCAAGCACAGUAAACAAGCACCCCUCAGUUUAUCCCGAAACGCGCCAGGCGACGCCACUCACGUUCGCCGUGUUGCACGGACACAUCCCUGUCGUGCAGUUGCUGCUGGAUAACAAAGCCAGUGUGGAGGGUGCCCUGCAGGAUGGGGCGGAGAACUACACAGAGACGCCGCUCCAACUUGCCGCUGCUGCAGGAAACUUUGAGCUGGUGAGCUUGCUUUUGGAAAGGGGAGCAGACCCCAUGAUUGGGACGAUGUGUCGAAAUGGCAUCUCCUCCACCCCGCUGGGAGACAUGAACUCGUUCAGCCUGGCAGCCUCACAUGGACACAGGAAUGUAUUCAGGAAGCUCCUGUCCCAUUCGGAGAAGGAAAAGGGGGAGGUGUUGUCCCUGGAGGAGAUCCUGGCCGAGGGUUCGGAUCCCGGGGAGAAGAGGCUGGCCCCGCAGGCCAACUGCAGUGGGACGCUGCGAACAGGAAAGGCCAGACUGAGGGCCCUGAGAGAGGCCAUGUACCAUAGCGCAGAGCAUGGCCAUGUGGACAUCACAAUUGACAUCCGCAGCUUAGGCGUUCCUUGGACGCUGCACACCUGGCUCGAGUCCCUGCGUACCUGCUUCAUCCAGAACCGCCGGCCGCUGAUCCAGGGCCUACUCAAAGACUUCAGCUGCAUCCAGGAGGACGAGUACACGGAGGAGCUGAUCACACACGGGCUGCCGCUCAUGUUCCAGAUCCUCAGAACCAGCAAGAAUGAGGUGAUAAGCCAGCAGCUGUCAGUCAUUUUCACCCAAUGUUACGGACCCUUCCCCAUCCCCAAACUGACAGAGAUCAAGAAGAAGCAGACCUCACGCCUGGACCCCCACUUUCUGAACAACAAGGAGAUGUCUGACGUCACCUUCCUGGUGGAGGGAAAACCGUUUUAUGCACAUAAGGUGUUGCUGUUUACAGCAUCAACCAGGUUCAAGUCCCUGCUUCAAAACAGACCUGCAGCAGAAAACACAUGUAUUGAGAUCAGCCAUGUCAAAUACAACAUUUUCCACCUGGUCAUGCAGUAUCUGUACUGUGGAGGCACAGAGUCUCUGCACAUCCGCAACACAGAAGUGAUGGAGCUCCUGUCUGCAGCCAAGUUCUUCCAACUAGAGGCCCUUCAGAGACACUGUGAGAUCAUCUGCUCCAAGAACAUCACCACUGAAACCUGUGUGGAUCUUUACAAACACGCCAAGUUUCUGGGUGCCUCGGAGCUUACGGCUUUCAUCGAGGGCUACUUCCUGAAGAACAUGGUGCUGCUGAUUGAACUCGACACUUUCAAGCAGCUUCUGUAUGAGCCCUCUCCCGCUGAGAGCCCUGCAUCCAGUCCUGGCAUCUGCUCCGACAUCCUCCAGGACCUGGAGAAGACCCUGGCCACUCGCAUCCACUCCAUCCACCUCUCCACCUCCAAGGGCUCCGUGGUGUGACCGCCAUCCCUCUCCGGAGCACCACGAUCCACUUGCAGCAUCUAUGUAACACCCAUUUUAGCAAACACUGUCCUGCCCACGUCAAGCUGCUGUUGGACGAUCUAACGACAGGAAUUCCCUUUAAUUCUGCUGCUUGUUGAAGGUUCAUUUAGACGUUUGUGACUAAACUCAUUUUUUGCCUUGAACUCCUGUCCUGAUGGCUCCCGCUGUUCACGUCACACCUGGCUUGAUCAAAUAUUCUCAUUCAGACUUAACCAUAAUACUUUAACUCUGAAUUGUAUUUCAUACAGCCCACAUGCAUGGAAUACAUAUUUUACACUUUUUUCACUCAGAAAUUAAAGUAGAAAUUCUACUCAAUACAGCUCUGACGUUUACAAGUUAUACAUUUUCUGGAAGUGAAUGCCAUGGCAGCAGCAAAUUUAAUCCCUGCUCUAAGACCAUUUAAAGGGACUUGUAGCAAUGUCAGGAGGCAGACCUUUAAGGUAGACCUACUUACAUUUCAAUCUGUCAGUGUGUUCUUGCUGGACACGUUUCACUGUGCUACAUCUGCCGUGUUACAGAAGCCAAACCAAUCACAGGAACUUCCGCCGUGGCCACCGCUGCAGAGCCGGUUUAAAUAAACACGGCCCGCUCUGUGAAAUCUAUGCUGACUGAUCUCUAAAACGCGGAUGUCUGACUUCUCUUUUUGCAUGACACCUCCUUAACUGAGCUGCCAUUAUGUUGCUUUUUUAUGCACAGCUUACUUCAUGGACAACUUUUCUGAGGGGAAGUAAAGGAAAUUGCUGCUUAUUAACUUUUUAUCCAUCGCAAGACAGAGCGGGAUUCUGAAGAUGGACUACAUUUGGCAGGACGUUUUGAGAGCAAAGUGUAAAUAUCUUCUGGAAUUUAUUGUACUGGUUGUUAUUUUUUGUAAACUGGUAUUAAAUCCCCACACACACAUUGGCUGAUGACACCAGUCCCACUAAACGUGCUCCCUACUGUGCGUCCAGAUUAUGCAAAGUUGCAUGUUUAAUCCAUCUGUAUGACUCCUGGGUUUUGCUCUAGGCUUGUUGUACACAACAUAGGACUGAGUGGGAUGCUGGUUCUUCCAGUUUUAGUCAAACCGAAUGUUUUUCCCUUAAAUAAUAAUAAUUUUGCUUUAAAACAUUUCAGAUGACGAGAUAGAUUAGGAGAUCCAUGUCAGCCUCCAUUUGUAGAAGUUCUGCACCAUCAGCACUGAACCUGUUAAAGACACAUUUACUCAUUUAAAUCAGCCAACUGUAUAUUAAUACAUCCACUAUUAAACAAACAAAACUUCCAUAUCCAAUUGAGAUAACCCACAAAAUAAUAUUGUAUUGUCAUCGUUUAGCCAGAUUCUAAUGGAGAGGUAAAGUGCAAAAAAACUAGACCUAAAAAUGCGUCUCACAAAGACGGGGGUGGUUGUGAAGGACCCAAAUGCAGGAAAAAGGGAGGCAUAGGGGUAGCAAAAAUAAACAAAAUGCAAGAUCCAAAAACAUGAACUGAAGAUCAUGAAACUAAAUAAAUUCAAACACAAACCAGAAACAUGGAGGGAAGACGAUGGACGGCACAAAAACACAGAGUAGACUAGAGCUGGAUGGAGCAGAUGAACCAGCAGUGACUAAGGAACCAAAGGAGAACAUUUAGUGAGGAGAAUAAAUGAGUGGAAUAACAAACAGCUGAGAUUAAUGCUUCAUGUUUCCUUCUUGCAUCAAUGAAGUUAAACUACUGAAGUCUCUUUCUUAGACUUUCAUAUCAAAAGUAGCACCAGCCUGGUGUAGGUCCUUCGAUGACAUUUUAGGUUUUUCUUUUGGAGACUUCUUUUAACAUCUUGGAGUCCGGUCUUAGGGUAAACCUGCCUGAAAGGCUGGACAUGAGCAUGCUGACAGUUGUUUUAUUUUUUUUACAGUGAAAUGGUUAAUAUCAGAGUCUUUUGAUACAUCUCUAAAUCCAUUGCCAGACUCAUAAACUGCUAUAAUCUUUAUUCUGAAGACCUCAGACAACUUUUUGGAUCUCACCAUGGUGUUCACUCUCACUUCAACAGUAAUGAGCACAGCGGUCUAAAUGUUUGAGAUUUAAAUGUGACGAGCCUCUUUCAAAUGCUGAGUAAAAGUGUUCCAGUCAUGUAAUCCUGAUGUGUGUAUUUUAGUCAUUUUAAGUGGGAAUAAAUGUUGAUUUAUCAGAAUUUAUUCCUCACCAAAAACUGCAUUUUUUAAAAUUAUAUCCUACAAAAAGUAUUUUCUUCAGUUUUUAUUGUUUAUAUUAGUUACAUUUUUUAAUUUUGUCAAAAUGGACACUAAAUAUUUACAGGUCCAAAUAGAUCAGAAAAACAUACAGGCUCUUGUAGGGUGUCCUACUUUUAUCUGCAGGUAAGACUUCUGCAAACUGAUCACAGGUCUGCAGACUCCAUCUGCGUACUGCAAAUCUGUGCAAAGUUUGUUACUUUGUUUAACCUUAUUUUAGCGGGAGUGAGAGAGAUGCGGCACUGUUCUAACAUUGAAAAGUAACAUUUGCUCCCCUUUUUUUUACCACACCAACUUUAAAAAUUGUUGGGGUCAACUUGCUCAAUUGUUCAGGCACCUAUAACUCACUGUAGCAUUUUGUCUAGUUUAAUAAAUAUCUGUAGUAGUGCCAUUAGGUCUUUUAUUAACAUCAGGUUUGAUUUUUAGGUGUCUUCACAAGAAGGCAACGUGUAUGAGUAGAAAAAAUGGAGGUAAGCAACACCAACAACUGUCUAGUUUGAUUUUAAAAGGUUAAAUUAUGAGGCUUAUACAUUUAUUCUGUUUAACUGUAAAAGCAAGCUUUAGGUUUCAGUUUGGCAAUACAAACAUGAAAAUCUAUUUGAAUCUUUCCUUGCUAACAUCUGGAUUUGGUUUCAGUUCUGAAGAAUCAAUUUACCAAGAUCUUUGGUCAAAGGAACUUUUUGCGAAACUUCUAUAAACCCCCUAGCGACAUUCGUUUUCUUUAGAGCUUUAUAGACUAUACUGUUAAAAGUAUUGGAUCACCCCUCAACAUCAUCAGGUUCAGGUUCUAGAUGUGAAAGAAUGGGUCGAUGGCAGGAGCUCAGUCAUUUUAAGCAUGAUACUGAGAUAGGCUGCUGCUUGCAAUAACUCCAGUCAUGAAAUGUCUCCACUACAAAACAGUUGCCAGUUAGGUGUCAAUGGCAAUUUUACAACAUGAAACCUUUUUGACUGCAUAUUGCCCAGUGUAGAGCCUGCUGGAACGGGGUCAUAGCUUUUCAAUAUUUUCAAGGAAUAGGGCCUUGAGCACUUAGCUUCACCAAAAGGAACUCUUAAAGCUGAAGCAUACAAACAUAUUUUGGACGAAUUCAUGCUCCCAACUUUGAAGGAACAGUUUGGGUCCAGUAUGAACGUGCACCAGUGCAAAUAGCAAGGUCUGUAUAAACAUGAAUAAGUGAGUUUGGCUUAAAGGAACUUCACUGACCUCAACCCGAUAUAACACUUUUGGGUUGAUUUAGAGGGAAGAUCUCAAAGCCAUGCCUUGUCCCACAUCAGUGACUGACCCAACAAAUGCUCUCCUAAAAGAACGGUGAAAGGCAAAUAACCCAAUACUUAAUAAAGUGUAAGUUUGCAAAUAAAAAUAAAACAAAAACACUGUCUUGCUGUCUGACAAUUAAUCAAAGUAAAAUUAUCCUUUUUUUGGUCAGUUAUAAUUUCUAAUUUCUCUCUGCUAAAUACGAGAAUCAUGACAGAAAUAUUUUUUUUUUAUUUCUUCAAAGUCAGAUGUUUAAAUACACCGUAAUUGCCACGCCAUAACCUGAUCUCCGUCGUUUAGUUCUGUCUGAGCAUUUCCUAAAUAAAAUGUGUAGCAGCAAGGCACCCAGCAAACCUGACCCAGUUAUACCAGUUCACUCAGGAGGAAUGGGCCAAAAUUAUAGUGAGCUUGUGAAAGAAUACUUGGGUUAAAUGUUUUUACCCAUUUAACUCAAGUCAUACAGUUUAAAAGCAUAUUCUACCAAAUACUAAGUCUGAGUUUAAGGAAAGUAAAACAUAUAUAUAUAUAAUUACAAAAUGUCUCUCGUUAUUGUGACAUUUAGGCAACAGAAAUAAUUCAGGUAAUUCUAACUGACCUAAAACCGUAAAAGUUAAAGUCAGACACCCGGACCUAAAAAAAAAGGUUGGGUUUCUUUUUAUGGAGUGAAUCAGUACCCGGUUUAGACUGUAAGUUGUAUCAGUUCUGAAACUCUGCAAUAAAUUCGCAAUUCUAGUCAGUUACCAUUUUCUACACAACAGUUUGUCAAACACAAAAUAUUUUUUUAAUAAUUUAAAAAUAAAUCCUAACUCUAACAGACCUCCCUGAUUUUCAGCCCACGACUUUGAGCCUUGCUGUUCGAACGAUGCCAACUUCAUUAGAAAGUUCUCAAGUUUUAUGCAUUCAGUAGUAUUUUAAUAUACAACUGAAACAUAUUUAAUGAAUGUAACACAAAGCUUUUGGAGAUCGAGAAAGCAUGCAAUUUUUUCCAGUCUAGCAACAGACCAAAAAAUGUUUCCGUCUGGCUUAUAAAGUAAAUGUUCAAUCGGUUAUCAUCUUUACAUUUAACGUUGGUUUCACUAUCAAUCACUCUUUAUAUUCUUAUGAAAUAUUAAUCUUCUCACUUCAGUUAUUGUAGCACACUCAAAAUUAUUUCAAUAUUUUAGCUUUUGGGCGUGUUUACAAAUUUUUAGAAACCAUGAUAAAAUAUAUGAAGUUCUGUUUAUAUUUACAGAAUAUAGAUGUUAUACUACAACUUUAUUUUCUUAUCUACAUACAUAGCAGUAUAUAUUUUAUUUUACAUUCAGCAGUUUUGUUUUACAAAAUGAAAAGAUUAUAUUUAAUAAUGCUUUAAGAUAUUUAGAAGAAGCAAUAUUUGCAUCUGAUUGUGUUCCCAUGAGGUUAGCUAUAUGAGCUAAAAGUGCUGUAACUUAAACAAAUGAGUGACUGAUUAUUGCUUAAAUAUAUAUAUUUUUGGUGAAAUAUCUGUGGCAGCCCAUGGUGUAUUUUUGCUUUAAAGCGUUUAAUGUAUGUUAAUAACUUAAACGAAUCAUCACAUAUUCACAUAUUUUAAUGGAAACGCUUUAUUUGAAAGGGAUAUAUAACCUGAUGCAAACCAAGGUUCAUGAUGUCAAGCACUUUUUGUGCCAGUGUUACUGUAGCCUCACACAAUCAGUUUUACCAGUGAGCUUGAGUUAAAGUCUUAUUGUGACCCAACAGCAACUGAGUACAAUAAAGUAUGAAAAUAAAUUCAAAGAUUUUAUGCUUAUCUGUUUUUAUUAGUCUUAAUGUUAUGCCAGUAGCAAAAAAGGAGAAAACCCUUAGCUUGUCCCACUUUUGCUUUUCUGUCCGAAAACUGGGUCAAAGCUGUAGAGUAAAUGUCGGUUUGCAUGGCUCUCCUUGUUUAAUGUUGUUGGGAAUGUGUUCUGUACAGCAGCUUUGUCUAAACGCCCUCCUUUGUGUUUGUCUGAGCAUUUAUUAUCCUGCGUAUUUGCUACUGGUAAUAUACCUAAUUUUUCCUAGACACAGUGAUAACUUGCAUGGGUUAGUUCAAAUCCACACGGGGAUGAAUCUUUUGCUAUUUUUUUCCUUUGAAGGGAAAAUGUACAUUGUACAAAUUAUAUGUAUAAAAUAUAAAUUAUACAUGGUGUAAGAAUGAGAGAUUUAAUGGAGUAUACCAACAAAGAGAAAUGUUACACUCAUGCUACAGUUUCUGUCGUUCCAUGACAUGCUAUUGUGGACAGCUAAUAAAGACCUCAGUUUAAAAACA